CAGAAGCUGAUCACAUGAUCUCUAAUCUGCAUACAAGUAUCACUUUGACACAAACUCACGCGACACAAGUACAUUGUGGGUCGUGUCCACGUGUGAGUGUGGUGACAGAGCGUAUGUGUGUGUGUGCAUGGGCGGAUGCCGGUCCGAAUGGUCGUGAUGAAGUUUUCUGCAGCUGCCGCCGUUCUGCUUCUACUCAUUGGCUCGUUCCAAGUCUUCGGUCUGCUGCAGACCUCGGAUCGUGGCUGGGAUCGCUCCUUCAGGAUGCGGACUGUGAUGCAGGACUCGUCCGUCCCCCCAGAACUGCCGGUGAUCUGGACCGAGCUGGUGGGGUUGAGACAGCUGGUGCUCAGCCUACAGGCAGCUGUGGUGGACCAGCGCCAGUUCAUGAGGAACUCUGAGAGCCGCCUGAGGGACGGACAGGAAGAGGCGGAGAAGCAGAGAUUACAGCUAGAUGCCAUAAAGGUUCAGAUGGACAUGGACAGAAAAUUGGUCUUCAGCCUACAGGCAGGAGCGGUGGAUCAACGCCAAUCUCUCCGAACCACUGAAAGCCAACUAAAGGAUGGACAGGAAGUGGCAGGGAAGCAGAGACAGCAGUUGGAAGCCAUACAGGCUCAGAUGGACGCCGAUAGGAAGCUGGUCCUCAACCUACAGGCCGCGUCAGUGGAUCAGCACCAGGUUCUCCGGAUCAUCGAGAACCGCCUGACCAAUGGCGAGGAAGCGGCAGAGAAAAAUAGACAGGUUCUGGACUUAAUACAGGUCCAGAUGGAAGCGGACAAGAAGAUGGUGAGCAACAUCAGUGCUGAUCUCAGGAAAAGGGAGGAGCUCAGGCAAGAGGAGGCGUUAAAGCUGCAUUUCAGACUAAACACCAGUGAAAAUUCUCUAGAGGACUUCAAGAGGAAGACAUCAGCUCUGGCCAGUGACCUUCCCUUCCUGAGGAUGAGGCUGAGAGCUAGUGAAAGCAUCCUGGACCAGCUUAGAAGGAAGAGCUCAGGUGAUCUCCAGCAUUUCAAAGUUCUGGCAUCUCGACUUUGCUUGGUGGAGGAUCUGCAGAAGAGGAGCUCAGUGGAGGGUUCGGAGUUCCAAGGAAAUCAGAACUCUAGUGGAAGUGACAUGGAAAAAAAUGGCCAUCAGCAAGAGUCCCGUCUGGAAACCGAUUUAUCACAUCUACGCCAAAACAUGAGUACGCUCCAUGCUCGACUACUACAUCUUGAGAGCAAAGUGACGACAGGAGACCGACACCUACAAGACAUCAGAGCUGCUGUGGUGAACACACAGAACGACACACAGAUACAAAGUGAAGGGUUGAAGAUGCGUCUGAGUGUGGUGGAGAACCUUGUGGAAGAUUUGCAGACUGACAAGUCAGUCAAAUCAACUCAACUUUCUCGUAUGGAAGAACAACUAGUUCAAGGACACAACAAUACUGCAGCUCUAGAGGGCAGUGUGGCGACAACUGCAGCUCAGUUGGAGGAGCUGAAUGCUCUCAGCUCAGCUCAGGCAACACAACUUGACAACAUGGAGGCAAGACUGAUGCAAAAAGCUGCAGUGUUAGAAGUCCGGCUUAAUGUCAGUGAGAAACUAUUGGAAGAACUCAAGAUUGAAUCCAGAGGUCAGAUGACAAAACUUCACAAUAUGGAGUUACAAUUGACUCACAACACUGCGGCUUUGGAUGUCCGACUGAAUGUCAGCGAGGAACUUCUGGAAGAACUCAAGACUGAAUGCACAGGCCAGUUGUUGGCGGUGACAGAGAGCCUGAAACUCGCAGAUCAAGUGAAGGAUCUCUGGUCAAAAAACACAGCGUUGGAAGUCAAACUGAACACCACUGCGAAUUUUCUGGAGGAAUUUAAGACUGAAUCCACAGCAUUGACAGAGCGACUGGCCGUCAGUGAGAAACUUCUAGAAGAACUCAAGACUUAUUUCUCAGCUCAGACAAGACAACUUUCCAGCAUAGAGUUGCGACUGAUGCACAACAUUCACAACAAUGAAGUGAUGCAGGGAAAGUUCAACAUAAGUGAACAAAUGAUGGACGACUUGAAGGCGACAACUGAAGAGUUCACAUUCCGGUUGCGAGUUUUGGAGCAACGUAGCGCGCAGGCAUCAGGCGAGACCAAGGUCGCCUUUGCCGCUGCGCUGACCAAUUCGGGAUCGGUAGGACCCUUCGACCAGGAAACCACAUUGAUAUUCUCCAAGGUUUUCACCAAUGUGGGUCGGGCUUACGACGAGACCUCGGGCGUGUUCACGGCACCCGUGGGCGGAGUUUACGUGUUUAGUUUCACAGCGGCCGACUUCCUGAAAGGCUAUAUGGGGGUUACCUUGUACCGCAACCAGGAACCAAUCAUCUCCAGCCUGGAUCUCAAUGACCACGGCGGCUAUGCAUCCGCCACUAACGGUGCUUUGAUCCGGCUAGCGGCAGGGGAUCGCGUACGCCUGAGUCUGCCUGCCAGCUACAGACUGUACGAUGACACGCGCAGUUUUAGCGUCUUCAGCGGAUUCCUGCUUUUCCCGCUCGAGGCCGACCAAUGAACCGUCUUCUUCCUAGAUGCGCUCACAAGUUGCAAACAUUUAUUUAAGAACGUUUUAAAUAUCCAAAGAAGUCAUGUGACAUGUUGUGAGGUCAGUUGUCAAUAAUAUUUUGUGUUUCCACAGUUAAAGAGAACAUGGAGUUAUUGUUAACAGUCAAUAAAGUUUUGU
Messenger RNA from Corythoichthys intestinalis (scribbled pipefish), 2688 nucleotides. RefSeq names its product golgin subfamily A member 3-like. The transcript has 22 exons. The record is from RefSeq and is a predicted model, not a curated record. Bases 136 to 2520 code for a protein of 794 amino acids. Lineage: Eukaryota; Metazoa; Chordata; Actinopteri; Syngnathiformes; Syngnathidae. Gene Ontology annotation, molecular function: protein binding.